CGUUUUAGUCGUUGGGCUUUUUUUUUGUUUUGUUUUGAAUCAUUCUUGGGGUUGAAAACGUAGAGACUGUGGUUUAGAUCACUCAUAGAAACUGGAGGCAAAAUGCAUGACAGUAACAAUGUGGAGAAAGACAUUACACCAUCUGAAUUGCCUGCAAACCCAGGUUGUCUGCAUUCAAAAGAGCAUUCUAUUAAAGCUACCUUAAUUUGGCGCUUAUUUUUCUUAAUCAUGUUUCUGACAAUCAUAGUGUGUGGAAUGGUUGCUGCUUUAAGCGCAAUAAGAGCUAACUGCCAUCAAGAGCCAUCAGUAUGUCUUCAAGCUGCAUGCCCAGAAAGCUGGAUUGGUUUUCAAAGAAAGUGUUUCUAUUUUUCUGAUGACACCAAGAACUGGACAUCAAGUCAGAGGUUUUGUGACUCACAAGAUGCUGCUCUUGCUCAGGUUGAAAGCUUCCAGGAACUGAAUUUCCUGUUGAGAUAUAAAGGCCCAUCUGAUCACUGGAUUGGGCUGAGCAGAGAACAAGGCCAACCAUGGAAAUGGAUAAAUGGUACUGAAUGGACAAGACAGCACCCUAAAUCCAGCUUACCAGAUCUCUGAAGUGGAAAUGCGAGUUCUAACGGGGGAGUCCGAACAGUUUUGAUGUCAGCGUAGACUACAUCUCCAGCCAUUGCACAGACCAAAAAGAGAGAGAAGACCACAAAUGAUGUCCCACUGAAGGGACAAUCAUAUUUCUGCAAAGAAACUUCUGGUAAGUUAAGUAAAUUGAGAUGGCAAAUUUCCUUCUGCUCCCCAAGUGGGUGGUGGACUUCCUCCAUGAAUAAAUGACAAAACCAAUGCGUUCAGUCUUACUAAUCAAGGUAGCAGAUUUCUCGAAUACUUGUAUGACAUGGAAGAAAUUACUAACCAUACAGUAGGUUCUCGUUUUUCAGUUAGUUUUCUGCCUAAACUUGAAAUGCUUUUAACUUUUAUUAAUACCACAGAAGAUAUCUCACCAUUUUCUCCUGUAGGCCACUUCCUCUUUUAGUUCAGGCAUAUAUUCUCUGGCGGAAACUCUGAAUUUCCAGCAUCUUCUCCAAAGUAGGAUAGCUAUUUGGGAAACAGAACAAGAAAAAGAAGGGAUUUUAUUAUGAAAGUUACAGAAAGGGGCCCUAUGUCUUUUAUCCUCCUCUCUAAAUGCAUUGUAUUGUCUAGAUAAUACCUUAAAAAUUCUGAAAGCUAUUUGCUUUCCUGUAUGCUUUAUAAUAUUAACAUUAAACUGAGGUAAAACAUGAAUUAUGCAGAGGACUUCUGAACUAAAAAAUAUAUAUUUAAGAAACAGAAAUAACUCUGUUAAAAUAAUUCAAGGUAAUGACAUAAAAGAAAAAAAACUAAUUUUAAAAUGAGGUGUUCAGAAAUUUACCAUCGAAUACAACAUAGCAAACAUAGAUUUUAUCUCCUAUUUCUUCUAAAAUUCCACUAAAAUUGAAUUAAGUGAAUAAAAAUUUGUUAGUCUAAAACAAUAACACAGAGGCUCAGGGUCCUAUUAGUUGAUGAAAAAUUUCAACUAAUUCCUGGAAAAUGGAGAGUAGAUGGAGAUGUGAUCAUUGAUGAAGAAGUAAAAUCAGAGAAAAAUGCAGCCAACACCAUACAGAGGGAAAUAAUGGAGGAGAGCCUAGCUACCUGUGAAACUGUCAUAGGACAUAGAAAUGUCAGAUAUGAAAAAUGGCAGGAUCCAUUAGCUUAUGACUAGUAGAUUAACUGGAAAUCUGCAUAUGGAAAAACUGGUUUUUUCAAUACCCACUCAAGUGCAUUCUGCAGAAUUAAUCUAAACUGCAGUCACUCCAUCCCUACCCCUCAUCCAAGAAAUUUAACUUAGGUUAAUUAAAUAACUAGAGAACAGAUCCUGGCUUUGUGGCAUUUAGGGAUCCCUCGUAUAAAGACCAACUUCUGACCCUGGAUGAGGCUUGAGCACCGACCUCUGUCUCUUAAGACUGCAUGACACUCUCUCCCUUUUCUGGGCUGUUCCAACUGUUUGUAUGUGACUAGACAAUACCUACUACAUACAUGAAAAACUGACUUUUAGAGGUUUUAUUAUCUGCAGGUGGUUGCAUAACCAAUAAUUUUUUUUUUUUUUUUUUUGAGACGGAGUCUCACUCUGUCACCCAGGCUGGAGUGCAGUGGCGCGAUCUCGCCUCACUGCAAGCUCUGCCUCCCGGGUUCAUGCCAUUCUCCUGCCUCAGCCUCCCGAGUAGCUGGGACUACAGGCGACCGCCACCACGCCCGGCUAAUAUUUUGUAUUUUUAGUAGAGACGAGUUUCACCGUGGUCUCGAUCUCCUGACCUCGUGAUCUGCCCGCCUCAGCCUCCCAAAGGCAUAACCAGUACAUUUUAAGAGUGAUAACUGAGUUCUAAGUCCAUGCCAUAAUUCAAUUAUGCUGUCUAGAUUUUGAGGGUAAGACUCACAUUUUAUUAUUUUUAUUUUCAUCACUUAGUUUUGUGUGAAACAUAACAGCCGCUCAGUAAUUAUGUGUUGAAUUACCAAAUCAGUUAUGCUAUGCUGAAUGUUAUAAUUAGGCUAUAACAGUUUUCCAGAAUGAGAAUAAUCAUUUUUCACUAAAAAGUAGACUUUUAUUCAUAUGAAAAAUAUGACUGAUGGGCCAGGUGCCCUGGCUCAUGCCUGUAAUCCCAGCACUUUGGGAGGCCGAGACGGGCGGAUCAUGAAGUCAGGAGCUCGAGACCAGCCUGGCCAACAUAGUGAAACCCCAUAUCUGCUAAAAAUAUAAAAAAUUAGUCGGGCGUGGUGGCGCACGCCUGUAAUCCCAGCUACCUGGGAGGCUGAGGCAGAAGAAUGGGUUGAACUUAGGAGGCAGAGGUUGCAGUGAGCUGAGGUCGUGCCAUUGCACUCCAGCCCUGGAGACAGUGCAAGACUCCGUCUCAAAAAAGAAAAAUAUGACUGAUGAUCUAGUCAUAUAAAAGUAAAAAAAUUACUAGCAUGUAGAGUAUUAAAAGAGUGUUAAAAAAUUAGGGUAAGUAUGUCAAUUUCUGCCAUGAAAAAGGCAGAUGGGAUUCAGCAGAUCAAUUUUGGGAAUAUUGCAAACUGAGUAAUAUUCAUUUUUUCAAUCCAUAAAUACAGAAUCUCUCCUUUAUUUAGAUAUUCCUUAAUCUAUUUCAGAAAUGGUUUGCAUUGUUCACAGAAUAACUCUUCCACUUCUGUUAUUAAACUUAUUCUUUAUUUUAUUAUUUUUGAUGUUAUUGUAAACAAAGAUUUUUCUAAAUUUCGUUUUUGGAUUGUUCAUUGCUAGUCUGUAAAAGCACUACUACUAUUUUAUAUUGAUUUUUAUCCUGUAAUCUUGCUGAACUUGUUUAUUACCUCUAAUUUUUAUUGCUGUUGUGAAUGUUUUAGGAUGACAUGAUAUGCAAGAUCAUGUUAUCUGCAAAUAAAGACAGUUUCACUUCU
Molecule: messenger RNA, 3432 nt
Organism: Pan troglodytes (chimpanzee)
Lineage: Eukaryota; Metazoa; Chordata; Mammalia; Primates; Hominidae
Source: RefSeq, a predicted model, not a curated record